AUGAUGGCCCGGCAAUAUGAAGAUGCUAUUGAGUGUCUUAAUUCGAGACGGAGCGUUGCGCAGCCAGACCUAAACCAAAUGAGGGGUUCGGAUGAUAUGUUGAAAUGGUUGGAAUUGCUCGGUUAUUCUCAAGCCGACUUGGGAAGACUGAACGUUAUCCAUGUAGCCGGAACAAAUGGAAAAGGAAGCACCUGUGCAUAUAUCUCGUCCAUACUUCAAAGCUGCGGUUGCAAAGUUGGGCUCUAUACUUCGCCACAUCUCCUCACUAUACGCGAGAGAAUCAGGAUCAAUGGCCGACCGAUAAAGGAAGAGACCUUCACUACGUAUCUUUUCGAGAUAUGGGAUAAACUGCCGCUUCAAGCUAGUGCCAACAUGGACUUUCCUCGAUACCUUCAGCUUUUGACCUUGCUUUCUUUCCAUGUCUUUCUACAAGAAGGGGUCGAUGUUGCAGUCUACGAGCCACACAUGGGCGGCACUUAUGACGCGACAAAUGUCGUUCGGUCCCCAGCAGUAACAGCAGUGACUCGAAUUGCGAAGGACCAUGUCAGAUUACUUGGGCCCGACCUUCAAGAUAUCGCUCGGCAUAAGGCAGGCAUCUUUAAGUCUGGUUGCCGAGCUUUCUCGGCGCCCCAGGAGGCAGAGGUCACCAAGGCUCUCGAGCAGCGUGCGCGUGAGCUCGAAAAUGUGACUUUGUCAUUUGUUGAGCCAGAUUCAUCGCUACAAGUGAUACGCUUUCAAAGAGAAAACUGCUCACUUGCCAUAGAAGUGGCUAAGGAAUGGAUAUCGCUUCGGAAGCCUGCGAAAUUGUUCAGCUUUAGUGAGCAUAUCAAUAGGGGCUUACGGAUGUUUGACUGGCCAGGGCGUUACCAGCAGAUAACCGAAGAUGGCAAUCACAAAUGGUUUCUUGACGGUGCGCACAAUGAAUCAGGAUUGUCCACCGCAGUGUCAUGGUUUGCUGAAACGAGUACAUCACAAAGGUAA
This is a messenger RNA of Penicillium diatomitis, 981 nucleotides long. Its product is annotated as folylpolyglutamate synthase. Bases 1 to 981 code for a protein of 326 amino acids. Gene Ontology annotation, molecular function: tetrahydrofolylpolyglutamate synthase activity; ATP binding. Gene Ontology annotation, cellular component: cytoplasm; cytosol; mitochondrion. Lineage: Eukaryota; Fungi; Ascomycota; Eurotiomycetes; Eurotiales; Aspergillaceae. The transcript is spliced from 3 exons. Gene Ontology annotation, biological process: tetrahydrofolylpolyglutamate biosynthetic process. The record is from RefSeq and is a predicted model, not a curated record.